Messenger RNA from Aspergillus melleus, 759 nucleotides. RefSeq names its product SDR family oxidoreductase. The record is from RefSeq and is a predicted model, not a curated record. The coding region runs from base 1 to 759 and encodes 252 amino acids. NCBI's taxonomy places the organism in Eukaryota, Fungi, Ascomycota, Eurotiomycetes, Eurotiales, Aspergillaceae. The transcript is spliced from 5 exons.
AUGUCUACCACCACCACCAACGUCCUUAUAACCGGUGUCGCCAGAGGAAUCGGGCUGUCCCUUCUAAAAGCCUACCUCUCCCGCCCCAACCACACCGUCAUCGGCACCGUCCGCUCCACCAACUCCCCCAGCACAGCAACUCUCGCCGCGCUCCCCACAGCACCCAACACGCGCCUCAUCCUCCUCAGCAUCGAAAGCACCUCUGAAUCAGACUAUCCCGCCGCCGUAGCGACCCUGCGCGAACAAGGCAUCACGCAGCUUGAUCUCGUGAUCGCCAACGCAGGUAUCUGUCCCGACCCGACGCCCCUGGUGAACCUGGACGUCAAGGACGUGAGCAAUGCCUUUGCCGUGAACACCGUCGGCCCAAUUCUCCUCUUCCAGGCCGUCCGCGAGCUUUUGGAGAAGAAGAGUUCUGGCGCGAAGUGGGUGUCGAUGUCGACGGGAGCCGCCUCAUUGGGUAAUUUGGUGGUGCAUCAGGCUCAUGGCGUUGCUGCGUAUGGGAUUUCGAAGGGAGGGUUGAAUUGGUUCACUUUGGCUGUCCAUGCCUCUGAGCAAUGGUUGACUGCGUUUGCAGUGCACCCUGGACUCGUACAAACAGAAAUGGGCAACAAGGGAGCACAAAUGAUGGGAUUGGACGAGGCGCCGAAUACUCUGGAAGAAAGCACUAGCAAGACUAUUGCUUUGAUUGAUGGAGCUACGAGGGAGACUGCUUCUGGACGAUUCUUUAAUUCGAUCGAUGGGUCGGAGAUUCCUUGGUAA